AUGAUCUCCAAAAUUCAAGUAAGUAUUUCGUUUCACAACAUUUUAGAACUAAUACCUGAGUAUGCUAAAUUCAUGAAAGAGUUUUUGUUAAGAAAGAAGAAAUCAACGUUGGGUGAGAAUGUAGUUUUGACGGAAAAGUGUAGUGCUAUAAUCCAAAGGAAACUUUCACCAAAUCUAAAGGAUCCAGGAAGGUUCACCAUACCUUGUACCAUACGUGAAGUUAAAAUUCCACACACACUUUAUGAUUUAGGGGCUAACAUUAACUUAAUGUCUCUUGCGUUGGUAAAAAAGUUGAAAUUGGGGGAGCCAAAACAUACAAAUAUGACUCUUACAUUGAUCGAUCUCUCAACUACUCAUCCUUACGGGGUUAUCAAAGAUGUGCUAGUUAAAAUGGAUGAAUUGGUAUUUCUAACUAAUUUUGUGAUAGUGGACAUAAAUGAAAAGUAUGCUGCUCUAGUGAUACUGGGAAGACAUUUCUUAGCUACAGAAAAAAACAUUGAUUGA
Lathyrus oleraceus (garden pea) is the source of this 504-nucleotide messenger RNA. RefSeq lists its product as uncharacterized. The record is from RefSeq and is a predicted model, not a curated record. The transcript has a single exon. NCBI's taxonomy places the organism in Eukaryota, Viridiplantae, Streptophyta, Magnoliopsida, Fabales, Fabaceae. The coding region runs from base 1 to 504 and encodes 167 amino acids.